AUGCCUCGCCGAAGCAGUGGCCGUAGUUCUGGAGGUAGGUCAUGGUCAGCUCCUCGCCCAGCUGCUAGCACUCCUAGGCCUGCUCCAGUUCAAGCCCCAGCUCCUCCCCCAGCUCCACUAAGGAGCGCACCUGUGGGUGGAGGACUUGGUUCAGUCGUUGCUGAAGGUAUGGCUUUUGGUGGUGGAAGUGCAAUUGCCCAUCGGGCAGUAGACUCUAUUUUAGGGCCUCGGACCAUAAGACACGAGUCAGUGGCUUUCUCUGAUCCUGCUCCUGCUCCUUCUCCUGCUGCUGAGGCCACUACAAUGAAUACCACUGGAGGCUCUGAUGCAUGUGGUGUUCAAUCUAAGGCCUUCCAAGAUUGCCUAAACUAUCACGCAAGCGAUAUCAGCAAGUGUCAAUUCUAUUUGGAUGUGCUCUCUGAAUGCCGCAAAGGCUCUGUAGACUCUAUUUUAGGGCCUCGGACCAUAAGACACGAGUCAGUGGCUUUCUCUGAUCCUGCUCCUGCUCCUUCUUCUGCUGCUGAGGCCACUACAAUGAAUACCACUGGAGGCUCUGAUGCAUGUGGUGUUCAAUCUAAGGCCUUCCAAGAUUGCCUAAACUAUCACGCAAGCGAUAUCAGCAAGUGUCAAUUCUAUUUGGAUGUGCUCUCUGAAUGCCGCAAAGGCUCUGGUGCUGGCUUGAGCGUUUGA
Messenger RNA from Fraxinus pennsylvanica, 690 nucleotides. The record is from the annotation of a GenBank genome assembly. NCBI's taxonomy places the organism in Eukaryota, Viridiplantae, Streptophyta, Magnoliopsida, Lamiales, Oleaceae.